Molecule: messenger RNA, 1517 nt
Organism: Brassica napus (rape)
Lineage: Eukaryota; Viridiplantae; Streptophyta; Magnoliopsida; Brassicales; Brassicaceae
Exons: 3
Coding region: 321-821 (166 amino acids)
Source: RefSeq, a predicted model, not a curated record
UUCCUUGUAUUAUUAGUAUAUCAAACAAAUUACAAACAAAUUGCAAUAUAAAUCUUGGCCCAACAUAAGCCCAUUAGAUCCAUGUUAGUGGUAACCAUUAAUGUACCAUUAUCUGAAUAUUUAUGAAUGAGAUUGACUAAGCUGUUUAUGAUCGUUGACCGUGGAGUAGUUAGACUGAACAGUAGACAACCCCGCAGGAGAUGUUAACAUGUGUCAUUCCGAUUAAGAAAGAGAUUUGUGUAUUGCUUGAUUUGUUGAUUACUCCUAAUCCUAAUUAACAGCAACGAUUCGAGUCGAGACAAAAAAAUCAUUUUCAAAGAAUGCAAAUGGGAGAUGAGAAUCCACGGAUCAUGUACGGUGUGAUCAUCACCGUCUACGUUGAUCGUCAAACGACGACGCCCGUCCGAUCGUUUCGAGCUAGACGGAGAAAUGAAUGUACGUGGAAUCGUGAGAUUGGAAGGACGCGUGGAUAUGAUCGUAGAGCGAAUCUGCUAGCGUAUAUUCGAGAGAAGAGAGCUGAAAGUCUAGCCGGAGAUUUGAAAGGUGACGACGACGUCGUAGAGAGUAACAGCAAACCCGAGCGGAAGAAGAAGAAACGAAGGUGGCUAAGAAAAAUGAUGAGUAAGAUCCGGUUACCGUUUCUCCGGCCUUUUCGUCGAAAAAAUAGGACGUGGAAGUACCGACAAUUUGCACCAGACGAAGAAGAAGAGGGAGAAGCAAAGGCUAAACCUUACCGUUCAGAUCUUUGGAAAAAGCUUAAACAUGUAGUCGGAGGAUUAUCACGCGGCUGCAUACGAAGUAGAAGAAACGCACGAAGGUAAGACAAGAAUCAGGAACACAUACUUUUGUCCGUACGUAGUUGACAGUGAGGAGUGAGGAGUGAGUAGUGCUGUAGUGACUACAUCUUUUGAUUCCACACAACAAUUUUUUUUUUUUUUCGUUCGGAACGGAAGGAAGAUAAAAAUCAAAUCAAUACAUAGAAACAUGAAAUAAAAAUGAAAUUGAGAAAAGGCAUAAGAUUUCAUGCCUCAUUAGAGUACAACAAUGCUGAAACAAUAAAACAAUUACAGAGAAUACAUAAUUUACAUUAAAAUAAAUAAAAAGAGACAAUGCGAGUUUUUUCUUUUAAAAUCAAUUUCCUGUAUGGCUAAUUGGCUUAAGUCAUGUUAGCCUUUUAUACUGCUCCUGCAAAUUUGAAGCCACUUUGUAAUGCUGGAGAGAGUUUGAGAUAUAUGCAAAGGAGACUGAACAUGAACUUGCUUCGGUUAAAUCAAAGUUACCGAUCUCUAUUGCCGCCUCUCUGGUCCCUUGGUAAGAGCAAACCGCUUGGAGAAGCAUGAGAUCGAGAAGACGAUGCGAAGUCGCUUGCAUCCAUAUCUAUAAACCGAAUGUGAUGGCCUUGUCCUUGCCAUGAAUCUAGAUUCAAUACACCGUUGUUGCUCAUAUCAUCAUCUGAGCUGUAAUCAUCUUCGUCAUCAUAAACACCUCCGUUACGAGGCUCAAUGACAUAAUCUCCC